UCCGUUGCUCUCUUCCGCCAUAUCAUCCCUCCACUCGCUAAAGCUUCCCCUGACUCUAUCUUGAUCAUUGUCUCUAAUCCUGUUGAUGUUUUGACUUACGUUGCUUGGAAGCUCUCUGGUUUCCCGGUGAAUCGGGUGCUUGGAUCUGGUACUAACCUCGAUUCUUCUCGGUUUAGAUUCUUAAUCGCAGAUCAUCUCGACGUUAAUGCUCAGGACGUACAGGUGAUAAUAGCUCAUAAUGUAUUGUUGAGACUUGAGACGAUCAGUUGGUUUUGUGUAGGCAUUUAUUGUAGGAGAGCAUCCACCAAAGCGUAGUUGGUAGCGCCUAUGAAGUCAUUGGACUCAAGGGUUACACUUCUUGGGCCAUUGGUUAUUUUGUUGCUAAUCUAGCUCGCACUAUUCUCCGUGACCAGCGCAAGAUACAUCCUGUCACGGUUCUUGCUCGUGGAUUUUAUGGUGUCGAUGGGGGUGAUGUCUUCCUCAGCCUCCCGGCUUUGCUUGGACGCAAUGGUGUGGUCGCUGUGACCAAUGUGCAUAUGACUGAUGAUGAGUCUGAGAAGCUGCAAAAGUCGGCUAAGACUAUAUUGGAGAUGCAGAGCCAGUUGGAACUUUGAAUAAACCACAUCGCUCUGCUUCAGUUUUAUAACUGUUGUUUUGUUAUGAUCAUCAGUCCCAUGGAUGAUAGUGUUAUUGUUGCUCUUUUCAUGUUAUGUAAAUGCUUCUUUUUCAUGGAGAUUGGAGAAUAAUCCCAACUUGAGUUCUAUUAUGAGUAAUGACGGAAACAUAAGAAUGCACUGAUGGUUUAAGA
Molecule: messenger RNA, 808 nt
Organism: Camelina sativa (false flax)
Lineage: Eukaryota; Viridiplantae; Streptophyta; Magnoliopsida; Brassicales; Brassicaceae
Source: RefSeq, a predicted model, not a curated record